CUGCGAGGGCCGGGGAGAGCGGCGCCGCUUUGCCUCUACGGAGCCCCGCGCCGGGCAUGGAGGAGCCUCCGGGCCGAGUCACCCUGAACGUGGGCGGGCUCCGUUACCGCCCCAGCCGCGCCACCCUGGCCGCCUUCCCGGGCACCAAGCUGGGCGGGCUGGUGGAGCCCGGGGCGGCGGCCCGCUUCGCCUACGACGCCCGCGCCGGCGAGUUCUUCUUCGACCGCAGCGGCCGCCUCUUUGAGCAGGUGCUGCACCUGUGCCGCAGCGGCCACCUGCACGGCCCCGCCGCCUGCCGCGCCGCGCUGCGGGCCGAGCUGGCCUUCUGGGGGCUGGCGGAGGCGCGGCUGCCCGCCUGCUGCUGGAGGAAGCUCUGCCCCGACGACCCCGACCAGGAGCCCGAGGAGGAGGGCGGCGGAGAGGACCGGCGCGGCCUGCUGGAGCGGGGUCCGCGCGGGCCGGCCGGCCGGUGGGCGCCGUGGGCCUGGGCUCUCCUGGAGGAGCCGCGCUCGUCGGCCUGGGCCACGGGCUUUGCAGUCAUGUCCCUGCUGGUCAACGUUGCCCUCAUCAUCAUCCUUUGUGCCAAAGGAGGCCAACGUGAAGACUUCUUUGAACACCACAACUUCACCCACAUCCACCACCCCUCAAUGGAGUUGUUGUGUCCACAAAUACCUUCUCUCCUCCAUCUGGAGCUCUUCUUCAUUCUCUGCUUCAUGUGUGAAUUUGUCAUCCGGCUCGUUUCCUGCCCAGACAGAAAGAAAUUCUUUCGAAAGCCCCUGAAUGUGGUCGAUUUCUUGGCGCUUUUCCCAGUUUGCCUGGACCUCUUUUUCAGUCGACGUGGACACCAGCCUGGAGCUCUGCCGUGUUGGCUGAACUUGUCCCGUGUGGUCUAUAUCAUCAAACUCUUGAAGGUCUUCAAGCUGCUGGAGACCCCGCUGAUGCUGAGGGUCUUCCCCUACAUGUUCAAGUCCGUCUUGAAGGAGAUUGCCAUCCUGAUGUGGGUUUUCCUUUUCGAAAUCCUUUUCUUUGGCACCCUCAUAUUGUUUGCCAGCUUGAUCAAGGAGCACCCGAAUAGACCGUUUGAUGACAUCUUCUUGUCCUUCUGGUGGGCUGUGAUCACCUUGACCACCAUCGGCUAUGGCGAUAUAUAUCCCAUCCAGACAGCUGGCAAAAUGGUUGCGGCCUUUGCGGGGCUUUGUGGCCUGCUAACCAUCAUCAUCCCCAUUCCCAUCUUUUUCAUAAAAUUCAAGCAUUCUUAUACUUCCGCUGUAAUUAAGGAGAAGAGGAGGAGAGAAGAGAAGGCAACGCCAACUAUGACAUCCUCAGAAGUCUAAUGCAGUGACGGAGGCUUUUAUUUUGGGGAGGAAAGCCCUUUCCCUUCCACACCGCCCUGCAGAACGUCCAGCCCAAUUCAGUGGGAUGGUCCCACGCUGCUUCUCUUGCUGACCUUCGUCCCUGCCGGGUCCCCCUGCUGCUCUGGCCUGUUUUGCCUUUGAGAUGAGUGUAUCGGGCUCUGCCACGUUGCAACGGCAGCUCUUCGUCCUUCGGAGAGGCAUUCCAGAAAGCAGCCUGUAAACGACCCCCGCAGCAACAUCACAAAUCAGGUUUCUUAUGGUUUCCACUUCCAUUCCGAUGAAUCCCUGGCAGGGUGGAUUUGAUUUAAAUCGAGUUGAUUUAAAUCAUGAUUUAAAUCACUAGUAAAAAGGCUUGAUUUAAAUCAACUCGAUUUAAAUCAUAAUUUUUAAAGAGCAACUGUCAUCUUUGCUACUCCUUUGACCCACUGUUGACUCACCGAUAGUCCCAGUGUUGCAGAAUAUACAGCCUCGUGCUACAUAACUCAGCUCCAUUUCAUGCUGAAUAAACUAAAUUAUUUAUGUAUCUUAAAUAGAAAACUAUCUUACGAUAGAUUUUUACCCCAAAAGUUUUUUAUUAAAAUAAAUUCAAUAAAAAUCAAAAAAAUCUGAUUUAAAUCAAAAAAAUCUGAUCUUUUUGAUUUUUUUAAAAAAAAUCAUUGAUAUUUAUCCACCCUGAUCCCUGGCAAACCCUUUACUGUCUCCCAGUCUGAGUUUCCUUCCGGUCGUCUUGAUGCCCUUGUGCCAUUUUGCAGUGCCAGACGUCCCCUCGGACACCUUGGAGCCUAGGCAAGGGCUGGGCUGCUCCACUGUUCCAGAGAACCGAAAAAACCACCUCUCUACCACCCCCGUGCGAGAGUCAGGACACUCCGAAGCUCCCCUGCCCAUUCCUGGCAAGGCAGGCCCAAUGAAUUACGCAACUAGUAGUAAUGCAACUCUUUGGGCUGCCCAAAAUUUAUGUUCCGCUCCCGGCUCAAGGACACGCCUGCUCCCUCCCUUGGUCCUCCUGAAAGAGGUGCGUGGGGAGAAUGAAAGGGCUCCUCUGGGUCAGGCUAUGAAGGUGCUGGCCCUCCAGAAUUUUGCCUAGCUGGCCAAGGCUUUCUGUCCAUGGGACAGCUUCCCCAGCCCCAGGGAGGCUGCCUUUCUCUGCCUAGGGCAGCCAGAGGGCUCGUGCCAAGCCGCCUUGGCACCAGACAUGCCAGCUGGCCCUUCGGUGCAAGAAUCUUGUUUCACCCUCGGCCACUGAAGCAGUUCUAGCUCUCGCCUUUCCUCUCAUCCCCCUUCCUGCUUAUUUUCUCCUCCCCACCCCCCAACCCAUCCUAACUGCAUGGCCUUCAAAUGACCGUAAUCUCAAGCAAUAAAAGGGAGGUUGGUUUCAAAAGUUUAUUUCCUUGCCUUGAAAUAGCUUCUUUGUGGGUGGAGGAGAGGAGAGCAGUGGUGUUAGUGUUGGGGUGUAGAAAAGCAGGUUUUUUCUUCCAACUAAGAUGCUUUUCUUCAAGUUCAUGUAAAGCGUGGUCCAUAAAAGUCAUCCUGCAGGAACCUCAAACAGGCCUUUGUGAGGCCAUUUGCAGUCUUGACACCUGACGGGCUCCUCCGCCACCCUCAACUUGCUCCCUAGUGGUCCUGCACUGUAUUCACAGGCCACCACCCCCCACCCUCCCCCCCACUGGCGAGGCUAAUCUGCACAGGCACCCAAACUAAGGCCAACCAAAGCUUAGAGGGCUGUGCAGACACUCCUAUAUUUUAACCAGCCUGACUUCACACAGUGUGUAAAAAUAUUGUGCCUGCCCCAAGUAGCUGUGCUAUGCUUGGAAUAGGCAGCAGGAAGUAAAUGAGAGCCCAAGAGAAGUUUGUGGCAUCUCGAAAUGGAGAUUUUUAAUCACAUGGAGAUUUGUAAACUUCUGUGACCUUCUUGAACUCCUCAGCAACUUCAGGCCACCACCUGCAGCAGGGCUUCAGCAGGGUUUCAUACUUGUAAGUCGGUUGUGUCCAUACAAAGCUCAGCCUGCUGGGAUCCCAGAAGUGCCAUUUUAGGGCUCCAGAGAAGAUGCUCUGGGUGUCUCUCAGGUCUAAGACUAAGUAAGUAGCACCUGCUUUCUUCGUCACAUCAAUCUGAAGGAUAAUUCUGUGAACAUGACUGCUCUUUGUUUUUCCUGCUCUGCUUUUAUUUAGCUUGCGCUAUUUACUUGUAUUUGAUGGGGAAAUGUCAACCAUUUACUGUCCUGUGGAAUUUUUCCCCAGCAGCUUCCAAUUUUUUUUUUUUUGGCUGAAAAUUUAAGCUAUGUAACUUUGUAAAACUUCACUAAUUUUAAUGUUUUAGUCAGCCCCAUUUUUCCAAUUAUUCUUUUGAAGAUAGUAGCAAAUUUAUGCAUCAAUGAAAAUAUUUCAGCACUUUAACUAUAUGACAAUAUUUGUUGUAAAACAUUUCCUAAAAUUCUGAUUCAGAAGUUUUAGAAAUACUGAAAUUCAGCUUCCUUUAAAUAAUGCUUUUGCAUUAUACAUCUAUGAUGCUAACUUUUAAACAGCUCAAUUUUAGCUAUUUUUUUUAAUUAAAGUAUCUGAUUGUUACAUAAAAUACAAAUUUCAUAUAAAUUUAAUUAAAAAAUAAAAUAUAGUAAACU
Pantherophis guttatus is the source of this 3973-nucleotide messenger RNA. RefSeq names its product voltage-gated potassium channel KCNC1-like. Lineage: Eukaryota; Metazoa; Chordata; Lepidosauria; Squamata; Colubridae. The record is from RefSeq and is a predicted model, not a curated record. Gene Ontology annotation, molecular function: delayed rectifier potassium channel activity; protein binding. Gene Ontology annotation, biological process: action potential; protein homooligomerization; potassium ion transmembrane transport. Gene Ontology annotation, cellular component: axon terminus; neuronal cell body membrane; dendrite membrane.